CUAGGCAACGAGUGAAAACUUUGGGAAAAUGAGUCGCAGUAUCAGUUAACAUGGCUUUGAACCUAAAGUCUCCUCUACACUGAAGCCAUCCAGAAGACAGACGGUGUUUUAAUUCUAGACCUAAACAUCUGGGCGCAGAUGGACUAUUAACACUUAAUUCAGGGGGAAUACUGCUGAUGUGGAAAGCUUUGGUUGCAUAAGAACUGCUCAGUCACAAAGACAUCAGACAUCUUAAUGAAGUCAUGAGCACAACCUCAAGAGGAAGCUCUCUAGAGAAGAACAGUGCUGGAUUAGAGCACGGGAGUGUUCAUUCAGAAGAAAAACAUGGUACAACACCUGGUAGGAGAGCAGAUCACGUAAACAAACCAUUUCCAAACAAGCCUAUGAGUCAUAAAAGACCUCAUAAUCCAACAUCCCGUGACUCUCUUGAACAUAAUAAUCUUGAAAAAGUCAGUAUUUCAAAGAAAUCCAGUGCCCCUUCUCAUUUCCAUGAAUAUAUGUCUAACAGUAUUAGGAGAGAGACAACGGGAUCCAGGCAACCAGAUAAAGAAUACCACAGACAGAUCCAUGGUGAGAUGCAGAUGGCCAGAGCAAUUCAUGCAAAACAGCUUGUACUACAGGAGAAGCUGUGGAGGGUUGAGGAAAAAAUAAGACUUAAGAUCCAGCUGGAGAGUGCUGCUGCUGCUGGUGAUGGCCAAAAAAGUGGGCAGGAGGGUAAGGAUUACAAAGGCAGAGGAGAAACUGAAACCAGACAGAGGAGAGAACCAGAGAAAAGAAGAGAAGUGUUGAUGCCGGAAGAAGAAGGAGAGAAGAGGAAGCAAGAUCAGAGGAAAGGAGACAGAAUGAUAAAGAAAUGUGAAGAACAGGAGGCCAAAUGGGACAGAAGGGAAAUAAAAGAUGGAGACUAUAUUUAUUCAGAAAUAAAAGGAAGUAAAGGAACCAGAGAGGGAACUGUUCAUGAGGAAGAUGACAGAAAAGAGCUGAAAGGAGGCAAAGAAGAAACUGAAAAGGAUAACAGAGUUUGGGAGCACACAAAUGUGAGAUCAAAUCAAGGAAAAGCUGGAGAUAGAGAACGAAGUAAGACUUCUAAAGUGGAUGAAGCUUUGUCAAGAGAAAAGAAUUACAGUGCACACAACGAUGAUAUGAACGAAGGACCUCAAAUGAGUCAACAGAAAUCUGCUCCAGAGAACCACAGAGUAGCAGAAAGAAAAGUAACUGAGGAACCAUCAGCCCCACAGGUUUCUUUUCCCUCUCCGUCCAGCACACAUCAGGAGGAGGAGUCUGAAGUCGCCAACAGCACAGAUGGAGACCUCCAGCUUGUUCCUUGCAGAAUCUGCAACAGAAAUUUCACAAGUCAAAGAGUAGAGAAACAUGUCAAAAUUUGUGAAAAGGUGAAACAAUCCCAACGUCCAGUCUUCAACUCCUACAAUAACAGGACAAAGGGGUCUGCCCUGGAGGAUUACUUAAAAACCCACAGCCGGAGCAAAACUCCUGAGGUUUUACUGAAAAAGACAAAAAGACAAAACAUGAAGAAGCAGCAUCAGAGUCAACCACCAGCCGGGGCUUCAAAGCUGAAAUGGUCCAAGUAAAUCCAUAUGGAUGCUUUUGCACUAACCAGGCUUAGGGAACAGUUGUAAAAAAAAGUUUAAUAUUGAUCAGAAUGGUCAACAUUGGGAAUUUUCAUGUUUUGCUGUCCAGAAACUUACUUCCAUGUUACUUUUGCACUGGAUUUUCAAAUCCAGAUUACUAGUGCUAUAAAUGUUACUGUAGGCUUCCAGCGAUGUAAGGAAUAUCAGGUAUAAUAGGGCAUCACUGUCAAGAGAUGGAAAACAACACAAUAAAAUCUAAAUAUCCUCUUCCAUUUCAUUUUUUUCUCAUUGGGUGCACAACCAAUUAUAAUAUAAAAUUCUAACAUAAAUAUAGGUUUCCAUUAUUCACUAUUUCAGUACUCAAUCAUUAGUUAACAAAAUAAAGAUGGAUCAGUGUCUCCUUUAAGUCUGGCUUUGGUUUGCUUUGUUGGGUAAAAAACAUAUUA
This is a messenger RNA of Sphaeramia orbicularis (orbiculate cardinalfish), 2035 nucleotides long. RefSeq names its product zinc finger C2HC domain-containing protein 1C-like. NCBI's taxonomy places the organism in Eukaryota, Metazoa, Chordata, Actinopteri, Kurtiformes, Apogonidae. Bases 243 to 1589 code for a protein of 448 amino acids. The record is from RefSeq and is a predicted model, not a curated record. The transcript has 3 exons.